CGGCACAUCUCCGGCGACCCAGAUAAGUUGGGUCUCCACUUAUGGAUCACACAUUUCAAACCCCAAAAAGGGCCAUCCCAACGACACAAAUGGAUGUGGAAAAGUAAUGAGAGAGAAAAGACACCUCGCUCACUUCUCCUCCACACAGACCGAAAAAAAAAAAGUGAAUUAUCCGAUCUCUCUUGCAUCUCCGACCACUAUCCUCUCAUUAUUAGCCCAAACUCUUCCUUCUUUAUACCCUUGAAAAAACCCAAGAAAAGAUGCUCAUAACCUUCUCAUCUUCACCACCAUCUUCGUCCUUUUCACUCAUCAGAUUCAUCAAUUCAAAAUCACCCAUUUCAGAGUUGGGUCUAAAACCCAGAACCCAUGUCUCAAAAUCUCUGUCUUCUUCCAUUUGUUAUUCGUUUUGCUCAUCAUCAAACCUCAGUUUUCAUUCCAAGAACCAUUUUUUCUGCGAGAAGAGUAGGUACCCUCAUGGGAAGAGAGGAAAUUUCAGGUCUUGGGCUAUGGCCGGGUUUGAUUUUGGGAGCUUGGAGAGUGCUCAGUCUGUUGUGGAGGCAGCUGCUGUGUUGACAGCCAUCAUUAUUGUUCAUGAAAGUGGUCAUUUUCUUGCUGCUUAUCUUCAGGGGAUUCAUGUAAGUAAAUUUGCAGUUGGGUUUGGUCCAAUUUUAGCUAAGUUUAACGCAAACAAUGUAGAGUAUUCCAUUAGAGCAUUUCCUCUUGGUGGAUUUGUGGGGUUUCCUGAUAAUGAUCCAGAGAGUGAUAUUCCGGUGGAUGAUGAAAAUUUACUUAAGAAUAGACCAAUCUUGGAUAGGGUUCUUGUCAUUUCAGCAGGCGUAAUUGCAAAUAUAAUAUUUGCCUAUGUGAUAAUCUUUGUUCAAGUAUUGUCUGUUGGAUUGCCUGUACAAGAGGCCUUUCCUGGGGUGCUUGUGCCUGAGGUUCGAGCCUUCUCGGCUGCUUCCCGAGAUGGAUUGCUUCCAGGCGAUAUAAUUCUUGCUGUUAAUGGUAUUGAAUUGCCAAAAUCAGGGUCUAGUUCAGUUUCUGAACUUGUUGAUGCCAUUAAGGGAAGUCCUAAAAGAAAUGUGUUGCUCAAGGUUGAGAGGGGAAAGAAGGAUUUUGACAUUGGGGUUACCCCUGAUGAGAAUUCAGAUGGAACAGGUAGAAUAGGAGUUCAGUUAUCUCCAAAUAUUAAAAUUUCAAAAGUUAGGCCAAAAAAUUUUCUUGAGGCUUAUAAUUUUGCUGGAAAGGAAUUCUGGGGUCUCUCUUCUAAUGUUUUGGAGAGCUUGAAACAGACUUUCCUCAACUUUUCACAAACUGCCAGUAAGGUCUCGGGUCCAGUUGCGAUUAUUGCUGUUGGUGCAGAAGUUGCAAGGUCAAACACUGAUGGGCUCUACCAAUUUGCAGCCAUCCUAAAUCUUAACCUCGCAGUAAUAAACCUUCUCCCAUUACCUGCUUUAGAUGGGGGGUCGUUGUUCUUGAUACUUCUAGAGGCAGCCAGGGGUGGGAGAAAGCUCCCUUUGGAAUUAGAGCAGCGGAUUAUGUCAUCAGGGAUCAUGCUUGUUAUACUUCUUGGUUUGUUCCUUAUUGUUCGAGAUACAUUAAACCUUGAUUUCAUCAAAGAGCUAUUAUGAUUUCUUGCAAUGUCUUGGAAGCUCGAAUAUGGGUUGGCUUGGAAAAGGUUUCACUCAAAGCUCUUGAAGAUCAGCUUGGUUUCCUGCAAUGCAUCAUGGGCGGGACCAGACUGAGUUGGAUUUGGAUGCUUGACAUGACUAGUUGCUUUGUACAAGACAUUAUGUGGGAGGUAGUUCACGGCUUCUUCUCCAAUUUGUUUCAUACCUUGUGGAUCAUCCUACUUAUAGUCUUGUCAAUCAUAAUACUAGCAUGGCUUAUUCAACUCCAAAUGUCUCAUUUCAACUCUUAUUACAAUCUACAAAUAUACAUGUAGCAAUCACUAUUCUGUUACAAUUGAUUCUUGGUAAUUAUUGGAAUUGAAUGUUAUGAGUUGAAAUUA
This is a messenger RNA of Vitis riparia (riverbank grape), 2011 nucleotides long. RefSeq names its product probable membrane metalloprotease ARASP2, chloroplastic. Gene Ontology annotation, molecular function: protein binding; metalloendopeptidase activity. The transcript has a single exon. Gene Ontology annotation, biological process: proteolysis. Gene Ontology annotation, cellular component: membrane. Lineage: Eukaryota; Viridiplantae; Streptophyta; Magnoliopsida; Vitales; Vitaceae. Bases 261 to 1631 code for a protein of 456 amino acids. The record is from RefSeq and is a predicted model, not a curated record.